AUGUUUGGGAUCCAAGAUACGUUAGGAAGAGGGCCGAUCCUGAAAGACAAGGUGCUGGGGUCGGAGAUGGAUCCGGUCCGCUCCUGGGUCAGGAACGUAGGCGUGGUGGAUGCUAACGUCGCCGCUCAAAGCGGCGUGGCUCUGUCUCGAGCUCACUUCGAAAAACAACCGCCCUCCAACUUGAGGAAAUCCAACUUCUUCCACUUCGUCUUGGCUCUCUACGACCGCCAGGGCCAGCCCGUGGAAAUCGAGCGGACGGCGUUCGUAGACUUCGUGGAAAACGACAAAGAACAGGGCAAUGAGAAAACAAAUAAUGGAACACACUACAAAUUGCAGCUUCUAUAUAGCAAUGGUGUCAGGACUGAACAAGAUCUAUUUGUCAGACUCAUUGAUUCAGUCACAAAACAGCCCAUCACCUAUGAAGGACAAAACAAGAACCCAGAAAUGUGCAGAGUUCUACUCACCCAUGAAGUUAUGUGCAGUCGUUGCUGUGAAAAGAAAAGUUGUGGAAAUCGUAAUGAGACUCCCUCAGAUCCUGUGAUCAUCGAUAGAUUCUUCUUAAAAUUCUUCCUCAAGUGCAACCAGAACUGUUUGAAAACAGCCGGAAACCCUCGAGAUAUGCGACGGUUUCAGGUUGUGUUAUCAACAACAGUGAAUGUUGACGGGCAUGUCCUGGCGGUAUCAGACAAUAUGUUUGUUCACAACAAUUCCAAACAUGGGCGGAGAGCAAGGAGACUUGACCCUUCAGAAGCCACUCCAUGCAUCAAAGCUAUUAGUCCAAGUGAAGGCUGGACCACUGGUGGAGCCAUGGUCAUCAUUAUAGGGGACAACUUUUUUGAUGGGCUACAAGUCGUAUUUGGGACCAUGCUUGUAUGGAGUGAGCUGAUCACCCCACAUGCCAUCCGUGUCCAAACGCCCCCUCGUCAUAUCCCUGGCGUGGUUGAAGUAACAUUAUCGUACAAAUCCAAACAAUUUUGCAAAGGAGCUCCUGGUAGAUUUAUUUAUACAGCUUUAAAUGAGCCCACCAUAGACUAUGGUUUCCAAAGACUCCAGAAGGUCAUCCCAAGACAUCCUGGUGAUCCAGAACGACUAGCUAAGGAGAUGCUUUUGAAGCGAGCAGCUGACCUAGUUGAAGCGCUGUAUGGGACACCCCAUAAUAAUCAGGACAUUAUUCUGAAGCGAGCUGCUGAUAUUGCAGAAGCUCUUUACAGUGUCCCAAGGAAUCCAGGUCAGAUCCCUGCUUUGUCUAGCUCUCCUGCUCAUAGCGCCAUGAUGGGCAUCAACUCUUAUGGCAGCCAGUUAGGAGUCAGCAUCUCUGAGUCGACACAAGGGAACAAUCAAGGUUACAUCCGCAACACAAGCAGCAUCUCCCCACGAGGCUACUCCUCCAGCUCGACCCCUCAGCAGUCUAAUUACAGCACCCCCAGUAACAGCAUGAACGGCUACAGCAAUGUCCCCAUGUCCAACCUGGCUGUUCCCAGUUCACCUGGAUUCAUUAAUGGUUCUCCCACAGGAUCUCCCUAUGGCUUGAUGUCUUCAAGCCCCACAGUUGGUUCUUCAAGCAGUUCCUCCAUCCUUCCAUUCUCCUCCUCCGUCUUUCCUGCUGUCAAACAAAAGAGUGCCUUUGCUCCUGUCAUCCGACCCCAAGGGUCCCCUUCCCCAGCAUGUUCCACUGGUAAUGGAAAUGGGUUUAGAGCCAUGACUGGUCUUGUUGUACCUCCCAUGUGAAAGAAGAGAAGGCAGUGCUGGGAUUUCCUCUCUGCUCCCCCCCCCUUUUUUUUUUUUCUACAGCACAAAACUACUUAUUUGUUAUGGAACUUUAAAAAGGAAAAAAAUAUAUAUGAAGCACUAGAAGCUCAGUUGAUGGGGGAAGCCAUGUGCCAGAAGAAAAGGAAAUUUUAUGGAGGUGCUAAGAGGCUGUUCCAAGUUGGAGACAUCAAUACUCAAGAACAUUUUUUUAAGAAAAAUAGGAAUUGGCCAAGAUCCAGAUGUAUGCAGGUUAUGGGAUUGAAUCUGGAGCACAAGCUUUUCUUUUCUUUUUUUCUUUUCUUUCGCUAUGGACUCAAAGCCCUCCUAAUGUUUAUAGAAUAUUAAAAGAAGGAACAGAUUGGCCAACCAUUCAAGCUUGAUAUUUUGGAUACUCUUUGUUUUACUUUGUAGGAAAAAAAAGUUGAAGUUUCUAUUUUCUAUGAAGCCUUUCAGAUACCAAUUUAGUUUAUGCAGAAAAAAGAAAUCUCAAAACAGGGUACCAGCAUGAAAGACUUUCCUAUAAAACUGAUAUGCUGAUAUGAAUGGUGGAAUGUGGACGUAUGUGUGUAUUGACUUAUAGUUUAAUCUCUUUUCAAAUGGAAAAAAUGUAAGAUGUUUUACAAUUAUUUAAAUAAAUAAACUUGUAAGUUAUUGUAUGUAGAGGUAGAAAUUGAAAACUUUGGGGGGACUUUUUUUUUUUUGUCUCCUAUUGUACAAUGAAAAUUGGCAAAAAUGCAGCAACGAUUUCUUAAUGCUCCAGUCUCUGUUCAGUUCUCUCCUGCUCUUUAUGGAACCAUUUACAGAAACGUCUCAAAAUUCUUCACCAAGGACUCAUCCACAAACUUUUUUAUACACACAAUGGUGUAUAUAUAUACACAUACAUACACACACACACAUCUCUCUCUAUAUAUUAAAAUAUAGGACCGUCAUUAAUGUAUGAAUAUUAUACACUUUCUCAUCUCUUGAUUCAAUUAAGGUUUCAGGUAUUGGUGUGACUUGUUUACUCUCAUACCUCUUCUCAGUAACUAUGUGGCAUAUGUGAGCUUUUUAAUCAGGUUUUUGUAUCAAAUUGUCUUCAUUUUUCAGGUUGCAGUUUGAGCAAGAGGGAACAGUAAGGCCAGUUUUUUAUUUUUAUUUCUUUUCCCUAGUUGGUUGCUUUUCAGGUACUGAAAGCAAAACAACCUUUGUGUUGCAAGAGAACUUUGGCACUUAGAAUGUUAGCAAUCUCCAGUGAACGUUGUGAAUGCUCAGAUGCUAACUUAACAUUCACUAACGGGUCCUACGUUUGGGGACAUUUGUAACAUUUAUCCAGGAUCCUCCAUGUUCAUGUCUGAAUAUCAAUAGUCAUCAAUUUCAUUGUAAACAUAUAGGUGAUAAGUAAUCUGCACAUACUGAAUACAGUGUAGGAUCAGAAGUGCUGCAAAGCUUGCUCUCUGGCAGACCACUGAUUUCAUGGGUGCAGUAUGAAGUCAUGAUCUCAUUUUCUAAAGACAUCUCCAUUUUGAUGGAGAGACAGGUUCUGGGCAUGCAAAUGGUAGCAUAUGAUCAAAGGUCCCGCCAUUGAAAUAAAUGGGAAAACCUACAUGCACAAGAUUUCCAUAUGUGCCUGCUUCAGAACUUGCUGUGAAUCAGGGCCCUGUCUCUCGAAAUUCACAAAACAUGUCUUGAAUCCACUGAUCCAUCGCAUCCACUUUUGAUGUGUUGAUUACUGAUAAGCACUGUUUUAUGAAUCGUUAACUUUCCUAAAACCUUCUAAAUCAUCUUCUGUUGCUGUCAUUGUAACCAUCUCUAUCCAAGUCCCAUAUGUUGAUAAUAUGCCUAUAAAAUUUAUCAAUCACAUUAUUGUUUUUUUUUUACAAUAUACUAUUUAUAUAUGUACCUGUAUUUUAAGGUGAAAUCCAAAUUUCUGUGCACCCAAUGAGGGUAACUGUGUUUUUUUUUUCCCAGGGGAAUAAAAACAUUAGUGUUUUCCCAUGA
Molecule: messenger RNA, 3726 nt
Organism: Candoia aspera
Lineage: Eukaryota; Metazoa; Chordata; Lepidosauria; Squamata; Candoiidae
Gene: EBF2
Product: EBF transcription factor 2
Exons: 16
Coding region: 1-1728 (575 amino acids)
Biological process (GO): regulation of transcription by RNA polymerase II
Molecular function (GO): RNA polymerase II cis-regulatory region sequence-specific DNA binding; DNA-binding transcription factor activity, RNA polymerase II-specific
Source: RefSeq, a predicted model, not a curated record